GGGCAUCUUAUGGAAAUAGCAAAUUGACUUGGCAUUUUUCCAUAACAGCCCUUUUCUCCAUUCAUGAAAAAGUAUUGGUCACUGCAGCAAGAUUACUAACCCUCAAUACAACAUACCGGGAUGGACGAAAUAUCUCCAAUCGACCCCGAUUAUUUACCGCCGUGGUAUGGUGAAUUGAAUCCAGCAAAUAAUAGAGGUAUGUUAGGAUGCAUUUUGGCAGACUAUAGCUGUAUGAUGUCGAAAAGAGACCUCAAACAGAAUGCGAGUUUGUUAUUCAUCAAAGUCUAGAGCAUGCAUGGAAGGUUGGCGUGAUGUCAUAAGACGAUGUAUCGUAUUGGUGCGGGGAGAAUGCUUCUUCUUUGUAUGGAGGUGAAUAUUUAAGAUUGAGAAAAUCCUCAAGAUUUUGCAAUUACCAUACACAGUUCAGUCUACUCUUAUCUCCAACGAUCAUCAUAUAAAUCGCAAUAGUGAUAGCAAAAAACAAUGUCAACACCAACACCUCAUCCUCAACAUGGCGUUCCAUGUGGUACCAGUACACCACGACCAGGUCUUCUUAACACACCUGCACCUGGUGUCCCCUUCUACACCCCUCUCCAAAGUCCCCCCUCAGGCACAGCCCUCCAUCCCAGUCCUUCAACCCCCAAACUCUUCACUCCUCUCAAAAUCCGCUCUCUCACUCUUCAAAAUCGCAUUAUGCUCUCUCCAAUGUGUCAAUACUCCGCUUCCAAUGGCCACUUCACUCCCUGGCACAUGGCUCAUCUAGGCGGCAUUAUCUCCCGCGGCCCGGGUCUCUCAAUGGUAGAAGCCACCGCUGUUUUACCCGAAGGACGAAUCACCCCUCAAGACAGCGGAUUAUGGUUAGACUCGCAAGGCGACAAACUACAAGAAGUUGUCCAAUUCGCUCAUUCCCAAGGCCAACUAAUCGGAAUCCAAUUAAGCCACGCCGGGCGAAAAGCAAGCAUGGUAGCCCCAUGGCUCGACCGCGCCGCCGUCGCAACAGAGGAUGUAGGCGGCUGGCCCAGCAAAGUCAAAGCACCAAGCGCUCUUCCCUUCGAUGAUCAUCAUUGCACACCUUCUGCCAUGACACUUGACGAUAUCCAGGAAUUUAAAAACGCAUGGGCUGCUUCUGUGAAACGCGCAUUGAGAGCUGGAUUCGACGUGAUAGAAAUCCAUAAUGCGCAUGGGUAUCUCCUUCACGAAUUCGUGUCUCCGGUUUCGAAUAAACGGGUGGAUAUGUAUGGCGGGAGUUUCGAAAAUCGUAUUCGUCUGACCCUUGAGAUUGUGGAACUUACAAGAAAUAUUAUUCCAGAGGGAAUGCCGCUUUUUCUACGGAUUAGUGCGACUGAUUGGUUGGAUUAUGAGGGGUUUGCAGAGGAGAGUUGGACGGUGGCGGAUUCGGCGAGGUUGGCGGGGAUACUGGCGGAUAGGGGGGUGGAUUUGUUGGAUGUUUCAUCGGGGGCCAAUCAUCCGAUGCAGAGGAUUGUGGCGGGAUUGGGGUAUCAGGCGCCGUUUGCGAAAGUGAUUAAGAGGGCUGUAGGGGAGAGGUUGUUGGUUGGGUCCGUGGGGAUGAUUGGGUGUGGGAGGCAGGCGGAGAGGUUGUUGAUGGGGAGGGGUGGGGAGAGAGGGGUGGAUGGGGGGGAAGAUGGAGAGGGAGAGGGGGGAGGGACGGAAUUGGAUUUGGUGAUUGUGGCGAGGGGGUUUCAGAAAAAUCCGGGGUUGGUCUGGGAGUGGGCGGAGGAGUUGGGGGUUAGGAUUAUGGUGGCGCAUCAGAUGAGGUGGGGGUUUAGGGGGAAGGCGGGGGGACAUUAG
This is a messenger RNA of Botrytis porri, 1809 nucleotides long. RefSeq lists its product as uncharacterized. Gene Ontology annotation, cellular component: intracellular anatomical structure. Gene Ontology annotation, molecular function: NADP binding; NADPH dehydrogenase activity; FMN binding. The transcript has 2 exons. The record is from RefSeq and is a predicted model, not a curated record. NCBI's taxonomy places the organism in Eukaryota, Fungi, Ascomycota, Leotiomycetes, Helotiales, Sclerotiniaceae. The coding region runs from base 484 to 1809 and encodes 441 amino acids.